UUUUACAUCAAACCAAUAUCAAAUAAUGGUUAAGUUCAUAUCAACUACUCUUUUAGCUCUAGUUGCUAGUGUAUGUGCACAUGGAUCUCAUAACGAGAUAAAAACAAAGCCAGAGGGACUUUCAUGGCAAAAAUGGCAUAUGUUGGAGGAACAUCAAUUAGAACAAUAUGAUGCAACUACAUUUUUCAAGCUCCAUGAUUUAGCCAAUACUGGAGAAUGGGGUUCAAGAGAAAUCUUAAACUUGUACGGGUUGAUGAGAGAAACCAUAGUUGGAGAUGGGUCUGGAAUGGGGACUCAUGAUCAUGGACAAGAAGUGAUCACUCAAGAUGCUAAAGAUAUAGUCGUUGCUACCAUUUUAGAAUUGAUUGAUGAAAAUAAAGAUGGUAAAGUUUCAUUAGAAGAAUACCGGAAUUUCAUUGAAAGAGGUGGUGAUCUCCCUGAUUUUAACUAUGGACAAGGACAUCAUUUAGAUUUUGAAGCUGAAUAUGAAGAACAUCAUUGGAAUAAAUACCAUAAGGAUCAAGAUCCAGACGUGGAAAUCAAACAUAAAGAAGACAUUGAACAUGAACUUUUACAUCAUGAACAUGAAAUAGAAGAAUCUCAUAAUAAUGCACCACAGAUCAGAGAAGUUACUAAAAAUUAUCUCUCCAACAUUAACCUUGAAAACGUUCCUAGCAAAUAUAGAAGAAAUAAGUAAACAAAAUUAAUAGGAAAUCUUUUACAUCAACCUGCUCUCUACACUUAUUCUAAUAAUGGAUAUCGUGACCAAUUCUCUAU
Messenger RNA from [Candida] anglica, 777 nucleotides. The record is from the annotation of a GenBank genome assembly. Lineage: Eukaryota; Fungi; Ascomycota; Pichiomycetes; Serinales; Debaryomycetaceae.